CGCACAGCAGUAAAGUCAGUCACAUUUGAUUUUGCAUCGAAUAAGAAAAUGGCGCGUAGUCCGAAAAAAAGUUCGAGAUCAAGAAGCAGGAGUAGGAGCAGGAGCGCUUCUCCAUCUAAAAGGAGGAGUCCAAAGAAGAAGGCAGCAUCCAAGAAAUCUAUCGCAAGCCCGAGAAGGCCGCGUACGAGGUCUAGGAGCAGAAGUGCCUCUCCAGGCAAGAAGACGGCAACGAUGAAAUCUGUCUCAAGCCCGAGAAGGCCGCGCACAAGGUCUAGGAGCAGAAGUGCCUCCCCGGCAAAGAAGGCCAUGUCAAUCCCAAGAAGGCCGCGUACGAGGUCUAGGAGCAGGAGCGCCUCUCCAGGAAAGAAAACCCAUAAGAAGAGCCCAAAGAAGAAGGUAGCAAAGAAGACGAGCCCUAAAAAACGCCCUAGAACUAGGAGCAGGAGUCGCAGUAGGAGCCGAAGCACGUCCCCUUCCAAGACAGCUAAGCCAAAGAAGGCCAGAAGCCCAAAGAGGAAAGCGGCAAGGAAGUCGGGAGGAGCCAAGAAACCUACAACUCUGUCGAUGGUUGUUGCAGCUGUAACCGCCAUGAAAGACAGAAAGGGGUCGUCCGUUCCAGCCAUUAGAAAAUAUGUUAUGGCUAACUUCAGCAAGUUUCUUUCUGCCAGCAGGAUAACAUCAUCUGUGAGGAUUGCUUUGGCCCGUGGACUUAAGACUGGGGCUCUGGUGCGACCCAAAGGAUCCACCGCUACUGGAGCAACUGGACGAUUUAGGGUUGGAAACACAAAGAAAGUGAAGAAGCCUAUGAAGAAGAAAGCAAAGAAGCCAAAGAAACCAAAGAAGAAGAAGGCAAAGAAACCAAAGAAGGCGAAGAAAGUAACAAAAAAGGCGAAGAAACCUAAGAAGGCAAAGAAAUCUCCAAAGAAGGCAGCAAAGCCGAAGAAGUCUCUAAAGAAGAAGACCACUAAACCGAAAAAGGCAGCUCCGAAGAAAGCCACUGCAAAGAAAUCUAAGAAAUAGAUUUCUUUGAAAACACCCGAGUUCAAAUCUCAA
Molecule: messenger RNA, 1053 nt
Organism: Mizuhopecten yessoensis (Yesso scallop)
Lineage: Eukaryota; Metazoa; Mollusca; Bivalvia; Pectinida; Pectinidae
Product: sperm-specific protein PHI-2B/PHI-3-like
Exons: 1
Coding region: 49-1020 (323 amino acids)
Biological process (GO): nucleosome assembly
Cellular component (GO): nucleosome
Molecular function (GO): DNA binding; structural constituent of chromatin
Source: RefSeq, a predicted model, not a curated record